AAUGAAAAUUCCCUUUUACACCCUAUUAGGUCCUCUGAUUGAAAAAAACAAGCACCCACUGAUUACAAUUUGUUCACACCCAUUACUAUCGUUUUCGCAAUUUCAUGUGGCAAUAUUAGGAAUAGCAGGAAUGAUUUUAAGCGUAUUCGAUACAUGGAGAAUCAUAAGGUGCGGACACAUUUUGCCAGAUUAUUUGCACAAAGAGGGAUUGAAAAAAGGCAAAAUAAUUAGUGCUGAAGCGGAAAGAGAUUGCAAAUUAAUUUCGUUAGUGCUUAGUACUGAAUAUUACUUUUUUCUGUUAGUAGGACUAGCUACGAACAACCCAGUCUUCUAUAUGCCUUUUUUAGUUCUCAACGCCUUGAUAAUACUUUCCGAACCGGCAAUAUUCCUCACCGAAAUGGCAAUUGGAGGUUUCAACCUAAAAAAACGCACCCUCGUAAACCUGAUAAUAAUUUACAAUUGGUUAAAUGUUGCUUGCUCUUUCGCCAAAUCCCUGUCUCAUUGUGAUUUGUAACAAAUAAAAACAAUUGAUAGAUCCCGAAGAUUUACACAAUUCAUUUUGGAGACGUUCUAAAAACAAAAACUAAAUAAAAAAUUAUUGAGGAAAAUAUUUUAGGACUUGUUGAUAUGGAGGAAGAAUCAAGAAUCUAAAAUAUAUUAUGUAUAUUUGAAAAUACUCCACUACAACCUAUUGACUAAAGUGGUGAUUCGGAAAUUUUCCUGUAACAAAAACACGUUGUUGUCCUCCCUCAAACGUGCGGCUCUGCUUCUAUCGAGCAAACUUUCGUUUCUGGCCAGAACCUUUUUGGACUUCUCGGGGGCGAUUCUGAUACCUAA
Ceutorhynchus assimilis (cabbage seed weevil) is the source of this 837-nucleotide messenger RNA. The record is from the annotation of a GenBank genome assembly. NCBI's taxonomy places the organism in Eukaryota, Metazoa, Arthropoda, Insecta, Coleoptera, Curculionidae.